ACCACCCAGGAGCCCGGAGGCGGGCGCGGUUUCGGAAGGUUCCGCGCCUCAGCUUACUCGUGGUUAGGAAGGUGCUGGGAGAGGCGCAAGCCUGUCCUGGAAGGUCAGCGCCCGCAGAGAGAAGGACGGGCCAGACCCAUGAACUACAAUCCCUGACGCCGCUUUGGCCCUUCCUAACCGUUAGGAGCGCGGAGGGCCAUGGCUGAGGUUCACGUGAUCGGGCAGAUCUUGGGGGCUACCGGCUUCUCAGAAAGCAGCCUUUUCUGCAAGUGGGGCAUCCACACAGGGGCGGCAUGGAAACUCCUCUCCGGCGUGCGGGAGGGCCAGACACAGGUGGACACGCCGCAGAUAGGGGACAUGGCCUACUGGUCCCACCCUAUUGACCUGCACUUCGCCACCAAAGGCCUCCAAGGCUGGCCAAGGCUCCAUCUCCAAGUGUGGUCCCAGGAUAGCUUCGGCCGCUGCCAGCUUGCAGGCUACGGCUUCUGCCACGUGCCCAGCAGCCCCGGCAGCCACCGGCUGGACUGCCCCACUUGGCGGCCCCUGGGCAGCUGGAGGGAGCAGCUGGCGAGGACCUUCGUGGGCGGCGGGCCCCAGCUGCUGCACAGCGACGUGGUGUACAGCGGGGCCGAGCGCUACCGCCUGCACACGGCGGCUGGGGGCUCAGUGCACCUGGACCUCACGCUGCUGCUGCGCCACUUCCAGCGCUACGGAGUGGAGUGCUGAGCCGGGACCGGAUGCCCGCGCACCCCAGGACCCAGAGCCCCAGCCGGCGCACC
Molecule: messenger RNA, 779 nt
Organism: Sorex fumeus (smoky shrew)
Lineage: Eukaryota; Metazoa; Chordata; Mammalia; Eulipotyphla; Soricidae
Gene: B9D2
Product: B9 domain containing 2
Exons: 4
Coding region: 199-726 (175 amino acids)
Biological process (GO): cilium assembly
Cellular component (GO): MKS complex
Source: RefSeq, a predicted model, not a curated record